UAUACAACUUAUUCAUCGUGCUUGUUAUAAAAAUAAUUUUUAUUUGUUCGAAAAGUAUUUUAAAUUUUUUUUUGAAAGAAGCGCCAAAAAAUUGGCGUUUCUGAUGGCGCAAUGUGCAGAUUGCAGACUGCUACGAUAAGACCACGCAUAGCAGAAAGCUUUGUGCCUAGUUCGGAUGAAUGGAUUGAUCACGCACAUUCGCCAGUUGCAUUCGUUACGACGAUUUUUCUAAACUCUCCUCCAAACUAUCAUUUUCCAAGAUCUUUUUUCGUUUUACUUUGAUUAGUUGUCAAUGGCAGCAGCUUUGCUGCAAAGAGGCAGAGUUGUCAAACUCCUGGGCAGCUGCUGGAGAUACAUAGAGUACCCAAUUUUAACCUCUAACAACAGAACCAUCAUGACAAGCCGAGCGAGAUUGGAAAAAGCCGUCGAAGAGAUUCAAAAAAAUCCUUACUUUGACAAAUAUGCCCAAAAAAUUGCGAAGCUUCAGCAAACUAGCCCCGAGGAAUUCCUCAAGCGCAUUGAUGAGCAAAAGCGCAAGGAAAAGGAGCAAAAAGUUCUUUUUACUUCUUCAAAAUUGAAACAAAAACCACAAUCUUGGUGCGUUACUUCUCAUUUAUGGCGGUCCAAUGUAAUUCAAAAUCCAAAAAUGGUUAGAGCAUACUCUCAAGUCUCAAAUCCCAAUAAGUACAUUACCACACCAAUUUUCUAUGUCAAUGCUGAUCCUCACAUUGGACAUUUAUAUACUGCCAGUAUAGCUGAUGCAAUUGCAAGAUUUAAUUUGUUGCAAGGAAACAAUGUUACCUUCACAACUGGUACAGAUGAGCAUGGCAAUAAAGUAUUAAAAGCAGCUGAUCAUUUUGAUUUGAAUAUUGAUGAAUACUGUAAAUUCAUAUCCCAUAAAUUCAGGGAUAUGUGUGACACAUUUGAUAUCAGUUAUAGUAAUUUUAUAAGAACCACAGACCAUCAUCAUCAAAAAGCUGUUCAGAAAUUUUGGACUGUUCUUGAAGAAAAAGGGCACAUUUAUCCAGGUGGUUACACCGGAUGGUAUUGCACUGCUGAAGAAUCAUAUCUAACAGAAAAAGACCUUGUAGAAAAGAAAACAGAAACUGGAGAAAUUAUUAAAGUUUCAGCCGAAACAGGUCAUCCAGUUGAAUGGUCUGUAGAAGAAAAUUAUAAAUUUAAACUCAGUAAUUUUGAAGAUGAUUUAAAACACUGGCUCAAAGAUGUAAAAGUUGUGCAGCCUACAAACUUUCACAAAGUUUUGACUCAUUGGAUUGAAGAAGGUGGCUGUUCAAAUGAUUUGAGUAUAUCAAGACCAGCAGCUAGAUCACCAUGGGGUGUGCCUGUUCCAACUGAUGCCAGUCAAACAGUUUAUGUAUGGCUUGAUGCUUUGGUAAAUUACUUGUCUGCUCUGGGAUAUCCUGAUGAAAGUUACAAGAAAUUUUGGCCACCAACUGUUCAGGUGAUAGGCAAAGAUAUUCUUAAAUUCCAUGGAAUUUAUUGGCCAGCAUUUCUCAUGGCAGCUGGCUUAGAACCUCCCAAAACCAUUCUUUGUCAUUCACACUGGACAGUUAACGAUGAAAAAAUGUCGAAAUCAAAGGGCAAUGUAGUUUCACCUUUUGCAGCAGGAAAAUUAUUUACUGAUGAGGGUUUAAGGUAUUUUCUUUUGAGAGAUUCAGUCCCUCAAAAUGAUUCAAAUUACAGUUUGGAGCGAGUUCAAAAUAUUUUAAAUUCUGAGCUUGCUGACACAUUAGGAAAUUUAGUUAGCCGCUGCACCGGAAAAGUAGUAAACCCAAACGGGGAAAUACCGAGUGUAUCUGUCUAUGGUAAGACUUUAAAAUCUGAACAGGCAGAAAAAUUGCGAAAAAAUAUCGAAAGCUUAGGUGAUUCUGCUAAACAACAAUACGAGUCAUUUAUGAUUCAUCACGCUGCCGAUGUAGUUUUGGAAACUCUCCGAAGUGCUAAUCAAAUGGUCGAGUAUCAUAAGCCAUGGCAGUUGGCCAAGGAAUCUGAUAACGAAUCUUCAUCUGAAGAAUUGAAGGCAGUAAUUGCGUUGGCCAUGGAAGCUGUAAGAGUCGGUGCUAUUGCAUUACAGCCUGUUGUGCCUAAACUGAGUGGUAAAUUGUUAGAUUCUCUGCGAGUACCAAAUCAUGCUAGAAAAUGGAAGGAUACAAAACCAAAAUAUCUUAGUGGGGAAAGUAAAUCUGAGUCUGAAAAAUUUAAAAGUAAAAGUGGUAUUCUCUUUCCAAAAGUAAAGGUAGCCGCGUGAAAACCUGACGAAAAUUAGCUAUCUAAUCCACUGCCGCUAAUAAAUAAGUCAGCAUUUGUUAAGUUUAAUUUAUCUUUGUAAUAUAUGUGAUAAUAAAUAUGACGUAUUAAAGAAAAGAGGUAUUUUAUAUUUGAAAUUAAUUUAAAUUUUUUUGGAAAACAUUGAAAGGAACGUAAUGAAACAAGAAUAGUUUGUCUCAAAAUCACCCAUAUUUCUUUUAUUCAUAUAUUUACACAGUGUGAUCAUUCGAGUAUGUUUUUAGUUAAAACGUUUAUUUUUAAUACGUAACAUGGCAACGAGAGGGUUUAUAGAUAAAAAUAAUUUUGAACUAAUCCAAAAUAGUUUUAGACAUAGUAUUCAUACUUCGUUUUUGUACUUAAAAACAUCUAAUCUGAUUUUUUGGGUCAAUAACAAAUGUUUAAAACAAUCUCGCUGCAGUGCUUACUUAUCGUCAGUUUUUAAAAUUAUUUUACUUUUGUGGGAAGCUCAUCGAAUCUCAUGUACAAUUCAACCGUCCUACGUAUAUACACAACAGAUGCUCGAGAUUUAAAUAAUGAUUUAAUCUUAACAUGGCGAACUUGAAUGUCAUUAAUCGAUCUUUGGACGGCCCUUCCAAUACUCUCGCUACUUCCAAUAAACCUGGAUAUGUUCUCAGUUUUUUAUUUUAUUAGUAACACAUUUCGACUUGUUGAUAAUUGAUUUUGAUAAAGGAAACAUUUUUUCUCCUAUCUAAAAAUGUGUGCUUCUGAAUGUAGCAUGAAAAUCAACUUAUCAAAAGCGCAGAGAAAAAAUAAAAUACAUACAAAAUUCAAUGAAAAGAUUUAUGCGUUAAUAAAUAUUGGCUAGAUUAUUGUGAGGACGAGAUUAUGUCAAGCUCACAAUUUUUAAUUCGAUUAUCUAUUAUUUAUUUAUAGCUACUGACUUCUAUAAUCACCGUUUUAAUCAAGUUUAUGAAAAGAUAAACUUUGAAAUGAAAAGUAAUAUUAAUAAUACUUUCGAAUGGCGAAUUAAAUUAUUUUUAAAUGCAAACUAAUUUUUCAA
Trichogramma pretiosum is the source of this 3310-nucleotide messenger RNA. RefSeq names its product methionine--tRNA ligase, mitochondrial-like (gene MetRS-m). The coding region runs from base 293 to 2269 and encodes 658 amino acids. NCBI's taxonomy places the organism in Eukaryota, Metazoa, Arthropoda, Insecta, Hymenoptera, Trichogrammatidae. The record is from RefSeq and is a predicted model, not a curated record. Gene Ontology annotation, biological process: methionyl-tRNA aminoacylation. Gene Ontology annotation, molecular function: methionine-tRNA ligase activity; ATP binding. The transcript has 7 exons.